Bactrocera oleae (olive fruit fly) is the source of this 8251-nucleotide messenger RNA. NCBI's taxonomy places the organism in Eukaryota, Metazoa, Arthropoda, Insecta, Diptera, Tephritidae. The record is from RefSeq and is a predicted model, not a curated record.
GUAAUAUGAACUAGUAACUAACGAUUAUGGACAAUUUAUAAUUUUCCAAUGGAUUGCAUUUUAAUAAUGGAAAAAUGUGCGUGCCAAGCAAUGAAAUUCUUUAAAAAGCAAGCAAGAAAUAACAACAACUUUGAGUAACACGCGCCAAAGUCGAAAUGUGUAUAUGUAUGUGUGUGUAGCAUGCGAGAACGCUUUGAAGAAAACCAGCGUGAAGCAUAACCUCUGAGUGUGCCAAAAGAAAACACUGCAUCACGGUGAGCUAGCAGCUAUUGGAGCUAACAAAGAAAGUGCAAGCAAUGCCAAUAAAUCCAUAUUAAAUACAUAUAUGUUGACAAAAACAAAAACAAACAAAAUAAAAAACAAUAAUAACAUCAUAAAUCAACACAAGACAAAGCAGAUUUACAUAGAAAAUAUGGGAAAUACCGAAACAAAAACUAAAAGUUUCAAAGUUUCGAUAAAAAGAAAGAAAAAGAAAUAUUUCAUAAAAUUAUUGCACAUUUAUGUAGAAGCUUGUGUUGGAAAAAGAACACCAAAAGCACAACGAAUUCGAACAAAAUUGACGCUCAAGUUGAAGGACAUGGCAGUAUAGCAAGCGCGGAAGUAAAAGCAUUAAUUAAUUUCACUGAAGUGUACUUCUAAUGAGACCAUAAUUAAUGAGUGCCAGCACUAGACGAUUAGUAACUGAAUGAAAUGAGCAAAAACACUAAACAACUAAAGUUUUUAGUUGCCAAAUGCAUAAUUGACGCUAUUUAAUAUUUAUAUUUAUUAUGCUUCUUACAUAUUUGCUCUUAUUUUUUACUUAAGAGAACAUAAUUUACUCACUUUUAUGCUUUAUUUGUUUAAUAAAAGUUGUUUUCGGAAAAAGGCCUCUCAGUCAGCGUCUUAAUUUGGUCCAAAAACUUAAAUUACCAAAAAAACAAAAAAACACAACGUUAGUUUGGUUGUACCGAAGCUAUAAUACCCUUCACAAAUACAAAAGAUUCCUUACAAAAAAUUGGCUCUGAUUGCUCAGUUUGUAUGAUGCUAUAUGCUAUAGUUAUCUGAUCUGAACAAUUUCUUCGGAGAUUGCAUUAGUGUCUUAAAUAAUAACUCUUCCAUACAAGCACUUAAUUCCGAUUGUUCAGUUUGUAUGUCAGUUAUAUGCUAUAGUGGUAGGUCUAGUAUAUAGGCUUUGACCCUGGGAUCCCCCAGUUCUUAGCAUGAAAAUAGUAUAUUAUUUUCCGAAUUUUUUGUGGACUUUUAUUUACAAUAUAUAUCAGACGAGAGAUAUCUCAGCCAGUUUUGGUAAGAAAGUUUGGCUAGCAAGUUGUCAUUCGGUAUAGGUUAUACUAGCCAGCUGUUACGCCAUAUAUAGGCCUACUAGUCCUAACUAAUUUCAUUCGAUAUAAAAUAAAAGUUGAUGCUUUCCUGUUGACGAGUUAAUAAUUAUUUAGUUAUUGUAAGAUUUAUCACAAUGAAGUUAAGUAGGCAUAUACCUACAUAUACUGGAAAACAAGGUGCUUUGGUGCCAAAAUUUAAUGGAUUCUUCCAUAGAUUUUUCUAGUCCUCAUAUAUAAGCAGCAAUUAAACUGAUUUGGAUAUUAUCAUCUACAUAUUAUUAUCUUCGAUGAUUGAGCAAAAAUAGGGCUUUUAUAUUAAGAGAAUUUAAGAUUCGACUUAAUUUUUUUUUUACUUUUAAAUUUUUUUAAACUUCGUUGAGCCUCUUUAACGACUUUUUAAAUGUCAUUUCAGCAUUUACGUGAUUGCACCAGAUGAAAUUCAUAAUUUUGAAAUGAAAAAGCAAACAUUUUCAAACAUAAAAAGUCAAUGUCAAUUUUGAGUCUUUUUUUUAUGAUAUAAAAAAUUUUUUUUUUAUGAUUUUAAUAAAAAUACAAAUAUUAGCAAAAGUAAUCUAUGCAAAUAGAGCCUGAAGCAUCUGCACUUCCCUAACCAAAAUUGAUAAAAAAAAUUAAAAAUAUAUAAAUGCAGAAUGAACAAAUGAGAAAUGCGACUAUAAAACAUAAAUUGUGACUUGUGAGGGCAUAAGAGCAUAAAUCAACGGCAAAUCAAAAAAGAAGUUUAAUGAAAAAGAAAAAAGUUUCACAACACAACGAAGGCGAAAAACAGCGGUUAAAUUAAUAUAUUAUUCAGCAAAACAACAAAACCAACAACACGAACCAAAAAUAUCACACAAUAAAAGCAAACACUUCCACAACCACAGAAAUGUUUCAACGCGACAGGCUACCACAUCAAUGUGGCAUGCAAGAGCGACGGCAUCAACAUCAGCAUCACUUGCCACGGCCGCUAAAGCUCAUAUUGGCGUUAGUCAUCAUCAUUUGCUUGAAAGGAACAAACUGCUUUCAAAGAUUCUCAGAACAGCCAAAGUAUACCGAAGUCAAUCCGGGUCAGGACGCCUUAUUAACGUGCAAAGUAAUCGAUAAGCGGGGCACAUGUUCAUGGCAGAAGGAUAACAAGCCUGUUGGAAUUUAUGCUAAGAAAUAUGAAUGGGCCGCCCGUCCUUCCAGCAGCAGUAACGGUAAUCUACAUUUAGACCUACAUCCGCCUCCUAUGCAAAUUGGCGGCGAUUGUUCGCUGUGGAUACGUUCGGCGACGCUUGACUUCGACGAUGGCUUGUGGGAGUGCCAAGUGACGGCGAGUGAUUUUACAACACAAGAUGCACUCACCAGUCAGCCAGUACGACUGGUUGUCAGAGUGGUGCCACAACGUCCACGCUUGGAGUAUGAGGGCGCACAUGUUCCACCCGGACAUAAUAUCACCAUCGACUCGGGUGCUCUGGCGACCGUUAAAUGCGUAUCGCACUAUGGCAAUCCGCCAGCGACACUCAAUUGGUAUCUCGGUGACCAAGAAAUUCAACCGAUUCAUUCGCAAAUCAACAACACCGAACCGGAUAAUCCUCGCACCUGGUCGGCGACAUCAGUCGUGCAAGUGACAACGAUGCGUGAACGUCAUGGUGAUAUUUUGCGCUGUCUGGCCCAUCAUGAGUCUUAUACGGCGAAAUCUGUGCCGGUUGAGGCACGUUUGGAUGUAAAAUAUGCGCCAACCAUCCGUCUAAUUGGCUCACCGGAAAUCGACUUAGAGGAGGAUAAGGAUGCGCUUAUUCUGCGUUGCGUUGCCGAUGCCAAUCCACCGGCGAGUAUUGUGUGGCGGCGUGCGGGCCGUUCGGAAAUCGCCAGUUUGCAGGAAACACUGCAACUACGUCCUGUAGGCCGCCGUGAUGCCGGACUCUAUACAUGUCAAGCGCAAAACUCUGUGGGCACCUCAGAGCAACUCUCCGUUCAGUUGGACGUUAAAUAUCCACCAAAAAUAGUUUCGGCCGGCCCGGAUCGGCUUACUACAGCGCCACUAUUCAGUCCAGCCGCAUUUGAGUGUGUCGCCGAGGGGAAUCCAAUGCCCAGCUACAAAUGGGUGCAGAGAAUUGCGCACGGCUCCAAGUUUGUGGAGCGUGGCAGUGAGCCACGCCUUGUUAUUGACAAUGUCACUUACGAUUAUCAGGGUGAAUACGAAUGCCGUGCCACAAAUUAUAUUAAUGGGCAGGAGCGCGUUGCUGUCUCCGAACCGAUUUCAUUGCAAGUUGUGGGCGCACCACAAGUACUGCGCCCACAUCCAUCGAUGCACACAAUAUCGGUAAAACGUGGCCAGCCGGCCGUUAUGUCACUGGUGGUUUGUGCAGAUCCACGACCACAUCGAGUCUCAUGGGAGUGGGGCUCUUUGCGACUGGAAGCUGGUUCAGGAAUUGACCGCUUUCGUGCCGAUGAUAUGUUGCAGGAUUCACGCGAGGAUUGCUAUCUCUCCACUUUGCAUAUUCUACACACGGAUGAGCACGAUUCGCGUCCCUACUAUCUAGUUGUGGAGAAUGAGCGCGGCACCGAUCGGCAUGCCAUUCAUUUGAAUGUGGAGGGUACGUUUACAGAACCACUGGAGAUGAGCUAUUUGCUCGGCAUCGCCGGCGGCUGCCUGGCCGCGAUACUCAUUUUAAUCUGUCUUUGCAUUUAUGCGGUGCGCAGCAAAAAAUGCUGCUUCAAAGGUAGUUCCGGCUAUAAAUCAUCAGAUAAAGACAGUGAGAAAGCCGAUUUGAAAUCACGUUCGGACAGUACCAGUGGUCCACAGGGUGAUUCGAUAUAUACCACGCCAGCUGGCUUUCAUCAUCAUCAACAACAGCAACAGCAACAACAAUUGCAACAGCAUAAUCAACAAGCGCAACAACAACAACAGCAACAGCAUCAUCAUUUACAAACCGCACACGGAUCACCGGAGGCAAUGAAGUUAAAGAAUUUACAAAUUGCAAGUAAGAAUGACGAAAGUGAGCCCGAGGUGUUAAGUCUUACUACUACAACUACAAUAAACGCACUCAAAGCAAUUGACAGCACUUAUUCAAUUAAUGAUUUGGCUACAACAACUAAUCUAACUAACAGCAUGCAUAUAGCAAGUGAUGUAAAUGACAUUGUCGAAUCUAGUUCUAUUGAAUGUCAUGCAAAUACAAUAACAACAACAGCUGUAAUCUAUACGCUACCCACACCUGCGAAGCCAUCAUUGGCGCCCAACUCAAGUCCGGUCAAUGCCCAUCUCACUCCAGCGCCACUACCCGACACUAGCACAACUAAAGCACAGAAUGAGACUUUUGUUUGAAAAAUAUAUUAUAAUUUCUUUCUUUAAAAAUUUGUAAAUUUUCAUUUGGGAAAAUGUAUUUGUAAUUAUACUAACAAAUUUUAUAAUUAAUUAUAUAAAAUAUAAAUUGUAAAAUAUUGACUAAAUAUAAUUUACGAAAUAAUGCAGCUUUAUGUUUAAUAUGGAAUUAUUUUCAUUUUGAUUUUUCUUUAGUUUAAAAUGUUUUCAUAUCUUUUUUUUUCUUUUUGUAUUUAAUAUUAAUAUGUGUGAAUGUUAGAGACCUUAAUAAAGGCAAACGAAAACAUUUAGUCACAUAAGCACACUGUACAUAUUUUGUUUUAUUUUAACUUAAUUUUCAUUGUUUUUGUAUUGACAAUUAUUUCACUAUUGUUUCAUUAUAAUUAUUAUUUUAAAGAAUUUUACAUUUCUCUAAACGAUUAUUCUUUUUAAUUUUGUUAACUCAAACUUAUUUAUGUUAAAAUUUAAGUCUAAAAUAGAAUUUUAAUUGAAGCGCAAAACUAAUGAUGCAAUGUGAUAUCUUAUCAGUAACUAAAGAUGUUAGCACACAAAUUAUUUUUAAGCAGAGAUUAAAAUAUUUUUGGUAAUCAUAUGCAAAAGUACUAUAAUGUACUGUGGUGCCAUGUUAUUUAAAUUUAUGACGAAGAGAAACAUUUCAGCGUCACUACUUUUGAGAAACAUAACCUCAAUGUCUUAUCAACUCCACUUUCAAACCAGUUGAAGUAGUUUCUACUACAUUCAAGCUACACAAAGGAGUUAAACUCACAAUAGAUAAACUCUUCUCCAAAUAUAACACUACUGUUUCUUUUAGUUUAACCACAGAAUAAAAUAUGAGUAUCUUAACUGAAAUGAAACUUAUUAAUCUACCUACACUUUCUAGUCGUAGGGAAAUGCUUGACAUAACAUUCUUAAUUAAAAUCUUGAAUGGAACAGUUUGCAGUUCUUUUCUCCUGUCUGAAAUUAAAUUUAAUUCCCGGUUCGCUUUUCGAGACAGUUUAGACCUUUACUGUUAAAAUCGUGUAGAUCAAUGAUAUAUUUCAAGAUUUUAUUUCUCAUUCGAACACAUUUGACUUAUCUCACUCACUUUUCAAAAUUAAAAAGACUUCAUUGUUUUCUCUUAAUAAAUGAAAAUGUAACAAUUUAUUAUAUCGUAACUAUAAAUUUUAGCUGUAGAAAUUUUUGUUUCUGAAGCUGAGCAGUUUUAGACCUCAACACUUAAAAAACUCUCUUGCCUUUUCUAAUUCGGCUAAUUCCGCACGUAUGCACAUAUACGAAUUGGGUUAUUAUAUAUUAUAUUAGAAGGAUAUUAAAAUUAUUAAUUAAUAUAUCCCCUAGAACCUUAACUUCUUUCUAUAUGACAUGAUUUGUAAUCUCUCUUUGAAAAGAGCAAAUUAAAGCUGAUUUACCUCAAGCCUGAUACCUUUAACAAUUUCAAACUAUGUUUUGUGCCGACUCAAAGCCGACUAUGACCUCUCUUUAUCACAUUGCCUUUUCACAAAGAAUAAACUUUCGAGAAUUUUUAAUAAUAAACUACUUGACUUACUAGGUAUUUUCAUUAGAGUCUUUGUUUCCUAUAUGUUAUCAAAGCUCUGAAUUCAAUAGUAUUACAAAUAUCCUCCAUAAGCACAUCUAUGAAACAAUACGCUUACUCUUAAGAGAUGCCCAUUAAUCAUCACAUUACUAGAUCAACGUUCUUAAGCAAAGCAUAAGGGAAGUGAGUUCAACUUAAGGUCGAUUGAGUUAAGCGAAAAAUACUAAAAAAAUUUUUCUGUGAAGUCAAAUAACUCACAUAGAAAGUAUUGCAUCUAGUAUAUUCUAUCUAAAUCACCAUCUACAAUAUUCCUCAAUUGCUUGGACUUUUGUACAGAAAAACAUGCUGUGAUCUAAUUGCAUUUAUUUGAUAUAUAUCCUACCUGAAUUUUAGUAAAUAAACUAGCAGUUUCUUAGAUCUUUUUUACUUUGAAGAAUAAAUUAAUUACCACGACCAUCUAAACUAAAUUACCUGCUAAACCUGAGCCCUCGAAAAGUCUUUUAAGCAGGUGCAGAAAUAAUAUUGUGUAUAUAUACUUACUAUGCUUUUUCCCCGUUUAGUAGCCUGACUAAAGUUGACUGUGGAGACGCCUAUUUAAACCGAUUGUUAAUUGGGUGGUAUAAAUAUAUAACUAAUAAUUUUAAAAGUAAACCAAUAUAUUAAAUUUAAAUGGGGGUUAGGAUAAAACAAGACAAACCUUAACUUCUGUUGUACCGAAGCUAUAAUAUUCUUCACAAAUACAAAAUAUUAAUUACAAGAACUUGAUUUCAAUCGGCCAGUUUGUAUGACAGCUAUAUGUUAUAUUUGUCCGAUCUGUACCAUUUACAAUAACGCAUGCUAAAUUUCGUGAAUAUAUCUCGUCAAAUGAAAAUUUUUUUAUAAAAGCACUUUAUUCAGAUCGUUCAGUUUGUAUAUGAGCUAUAUACUAUAGAAAUCCGAUAUCGGCGGUUCCGCUUAUUAUUGCUUAUUUGCAGCUACUUUGCAAAAUUUCAAAUCGAUAUCUUAAAUGUUGGGGACUAGUUCGUGUAUAUACAGACAUGCUGAUCAUUUAUAUUAGUAUACACUUCGUAGGGUCUCCGACGUUUCUUUCUGGGUGUUACAAACUUCGUGGCAAAGUUAAUAUAGGUUCAGGGUAUACAUAUUGAGGCUUUUAGUUUUUUUUUUGUUAAAAAGUAAGUAUUUGACUCAAAAAUUUAUUAAUUCCAUAUCUAAACCUAUGUAUAUACACAUAUUCAAAAUAGAAGACCUUUUUAGUUAGUUGGAGACACAAUUAAUUUUACUACACAAUUUGCUAUUUUUGCAACAUUUAUAUAACUGUUUAACCUUGUAUGAAUGCAUUCAUGUCGUCUUGCAAAGCAUUGUGUUAAUUCAGAUGCUCAAUCUGAUCGAAAUUAUUUAAAAUUUUUAAUACAAAAAAUAUAUUUACAAAUGCAAACAAAUGUAUGUAGACACACACAUAUGUAUAAGUGCAUACUUGCAUACAAAUUUAUUGCGGCACACCCUGUAUGCAUCCUUUAUGUGAUCCUUCGCCACUUUUAAUCAUUUAUAUAAGUAUUUUCAUUCCAAUUUUCGAUCGGCGACAAGCAAAUAAUGUUAUGUAUAUUUGUAGGAAAACUUCCUCUAAAGUUUUAAAAUGAAAAUUUUCCUUAAAAUACAUACACAUAUACAUAUAUGUAUACUUAUUCUAUGAACUUAUAGUAAUUUAUCGCUCUUCUUUACCUUGCUAUCUUCCUCUAUUAGCUAAACUAUAACAUUUUUAUAUCUGUACAUAUUCAUCUACUAUAAUAAUAUACAUAGUUGCAUACAUACUAAUAUACAUAUAUAAAUAUAUAUAUAUAUAUAAAAUCGUACAUAAACUGUUAAGCUAUUUACGAAUUGUUUAAUAUAAAACUAUAAUUACAAACAAAUCAAACAUAAAUAUUACGUAUGAACAUAAUUACACAUUGCGCAAAAGCAAACUAUAAAUAGCUAAAAAGAAAGAUAAAAGGAAAGACAAGAAACUAUGUUAAUAAUUAACAUUAUGGUGUGAAUUAAUUAAAAUAAAUGAGAUUUAUAAAUAUUUGAAAGCAAAAAAAGUGUAUAUCGAAUAAAACGAUU